Sebastes umbrosus (honeycomb rockfish) is the source of this 993-nucleotide messenger RNA. RefSeq names its product mitochondrial ribosomal protein S18A (gene mrps18a). Bases 1 to 627 code for a protein of 208 amino acids. The transcript is spliced from 6 exons. Gene Ontology annotation, cellular component: ribosome; mitochondrial small ribosomal subunit. Gene Ontology annotation, biological process: mitochondrial translation. The record is from RefSeq and is a predicted model, not a curated record. Gene Ontology annotation, molecular function: structural constituent of ribosome; small ribosomal subunit rRNA binding. Lineage: Eukaryota; Metazoa; Chordata; Actinopteri; Perciformes; Sebastidae.
AUGGCAGGCAUCAGUAUGUUGAGGUCUGUUUGGACCUCGUUUUCGGGCUUGAAAUUAGGUCUCACAGGCUCCCAGGUGAAGAUUCAACAGCUGAUAAAUGUCCCACAGCUACAAGCUUUAACCAUUCAGAGCAGAGGGAUCCGACAAGUGGUGGAGAAGCAGGAGGGCAAAACAACAACGAUUGAGGGAAAAAUACUGGACGUUCCAGCUGGACCACAGCCUCCAAAUCCCACAGCCAAGUGUCCUAUCUACAGAUGGAACCUGCAGCACAAAUACAGCUACACGGAUGUUCUGUUGCUCAGUCAGUUCAUCAGGUCAGACGGAGGGAUGUUGCCAAGGAGAAUCACUGGUCUCUGUUCAGAGGAGCAUCUCAAGAUUGCCAUGUGUGUUCAGAUGGCUCACAGAGCAGGUCUGCUCCCUGACCACAAACCCAAACUUCCAGAGGGCCACGUCCCAAAAAGGCCCAAGCCACACCAUAACAGAUACCUGACUCGCUGGUCCAUUGACUCGGUGAAACCCAUAUAUAAAACUGGACUAAAGUGGUGCAAGAAGCGCAUGGUUGUUGGCAGCCCGUUACUCAAGGACAAUGUGCGUUACGGUUUCAAGCCCAUUCACAUAAAACACUGAAGGACAGAAAGCCUGACGAGUCGGUGCAGCAACAGGGACGAGAGUGGGUGGAACAUUUUUAUGCGAGGACGCAGUUUCAAGUGGAUUAACUUUUGCCACACUGCCCUGAGAAAAGGCCUAAAAGCUUCAUCCAUCUGUAUUUAUUCUACCUUUUUUUGUUUAUUAAGCUGCGUCACCCUUUUAAUGAAGCCCCACCCAGAACCAUCUAUUCCGUCUCUGCUGGUUUUCAAAAAGCCCCUUGAAGUGAACUCUCUGACAACUCGAUGUGAGCAACAACUGGGUCAGUGUCACAGUUUCAAAGUAGGUGGUACGUUGACUGUGUAUACUCAAGGCAACCUAGAUUUUCAAAUAAAAUGUGUCUGUUUA